This is a messenger RNA of Fraxinus pennsylvanica, 1404 nucleotides long. The record is from the annotation of a GenBank genome assembly. Lineage: Eukaryota; Viridiplantae; Streptophyta; Magnoliopsida; Lamiales; Oleaceae.
AUGAUCGCCAUUAACGAAAUCCCUUUUCGACAUGCUACUCCAAACCCAAAACCCAUCUCAUCAGUUCCAAGAUUUUCUUGUCAAGUGGUGGAUUUCAAUUUAAGAUUUACUCCAAAGCGAAGAAAGAAAAAGGGUUUUAGACUGUUGUGGGUGGAUGAGAGUGGAAGAAUGGAUUUGAUAAGAAAAUUGAGCAGAGGGUGCUUAGGGCACAAUUCAAAGAAGGAUAAAAAUGUGGAAGCAGAGUCUGUUAAUGGCGGUGUAGACGUUUUUGACGACGCUGCCACCGCCGCCGGGUCUAAGAUGCAGCCAGACCAUCUUGUCAUCAUGGUAAAUGGCAUCAUUGGCAGUGCUGCAGAUUGGAGAUAUGCUGCUGACCAGUUUGUGAAGCAGCUUCCUGAUAAACUAAUUGUUCAUCGUAGCGAGUGCAAUCCUUCAAGAUUGACUUUUGAUGGUGUUGAUCUGAUGGGUGAGAGGCUAGCUGAAGAGGUGAAAGAUGUUGUCAGACGUUGGCAUGGGGUCCAAAAAAUUUCGUUUGUGGCUCAUUCCUUGGGUGGACUUGUUGCAAGGUAUGCCAUUGGCAGGUUAUAUGAAUGUCCUAUGAGAAUGAGAUCUGCAAGUGAUCCUGAAAACUUUGUAAGAGAGGGAGCUAUCAUUGACGGGCAACGCCUUGACCAGUUUUAUGAAGCGGGGAUUGCUGGACUAGAACCCAUGAACUUCAUAACUUUUGCAACCCCACAUUUGGGUUCAAGAGGGCAUAAACAGCUCCCUCUCCUUUGUGGUCUUCCUUUUCUGGAGAAAAGGGCAUCACUAACUGCACACUGGAUAGCUGGGAGAUCUGGAAAGCAUUUGUUCCUCACUGACAAUGAUGAUGGGAGACCUCCACUUCUACUUCGAAUGGUCAAUGAUGGAGAUGACCUUCAUUUCAUGUCAGCUUUACGUUCCUUUAAGCGACGCGUGGCAUAUGCCAAUGCAAACUAUGAUCAUGUGGUUGGGUGGAGAACUUCAUCGAUCCGCCGCCAAGAUGAACUUCCAAAGGAGAAUCUUCUUUUGAAUGAUAUGAAGUAUCCUCAUAUUGCACACAUUGAAAAAAGAAAUUAUGGAGACGAUGCUAGCAAAAUGUCCUCCUCUGUUGGAACGCAAGUCAUUAACUUGGAAGAGGAGAUGAUUAGAGGCCUCAAUCAAGUUUCUUGGGAACGCGUCGAUGUUAGCUUUCAUAAAAGCAGACAACGAUAUGUUGCUCAUAAUACUAUUCAGGUUAAGAGCUACUGGUUGAAUUCUGAUGAAAUUACAUCCUCCAUUAACAUCCAUAUAUUCCCAAAAUCAACCCUCAAAUCACCCCGUCCUCGUAGGCAGGCCCUCGCCGUUUCAUCCGGAAGGAUUAAGAGGGUUCUGCUGUUUGUUUAG